Molecule: messenger RNA, 3802 nt
Organism: Sphaeramia orbicularis (orbiculate cardinalfish)
Lineage: Eukaryota; Metazoa; Chordata; Actinopteri; Kurtiformes; Apogonidae
Gene: sv2ba
Product: synaptic vesicle glycoprotein 2Ba
Exons: 13
Coding region: 381-2462 (693 amino acids)
Biological process (GO): transmembrane transport; chemical synaptic transmission
Cellular component (GO): synaptic vesicle membrane; neuron projection
Molecular function (GO): transmembrane transporter activity
Source: RefSeq, a predicted model, not a curated record
AAUCCCUUAGCCUUGGCUGCAGCACGGCCUUAGGAUAAACUGACAUGUAGACUACUGCUACUCGGACUUGUGCAAUUUUUAUUUUAAUUUGCUUUGUUGUGAAGUCAUUUUCAUGCAAAGGGAAUGCUAAGUCAGGUUCAGCAUGCAGCUCUGUGCAGAUCAAGGAAGGUAGGAAGCUUUCAUCACUUCUGUUGAGGCUUUAAACCUGAAACCUAGGCCAUAAAAGCCUGCAGUUUCCUUCAGACACCUGGAGUCCAGCAGACUGCAACACACACCUCUUGGGGAGGAUUAUGCCAUUAUAGCUGACAACUUGAGUUUCUUCAGCGUACGUCAGCUACAAGGCAAAGUCACUCCUGCUCCCCUUACAACCUUCAGGAACCAUGGAUGACCCGUAUCAAAACAACGUGAACCAGCAGAUGACAGAAGGUGGAGAAUACACCUAUACCCAAGAUGGAAGCGGUCAGGAUGGCUACCCCUACCAAACGGACUACCCUCCACAGGAAGAAGAUGCUGCUAGUGAUGCCACAGAGGGGGCAGAUGAUGAUGAGCAGAUGUACGAGGGGGAGUACCAGGGGAUUCCUCACCCAGAUGAGAUCAAGGAGGCACGACGGGCGGCAAGGUUGGAGGCCAGGAAGAAAGCCCGUAUGGCUGCACAGCAGGAAGAGGAGGAGGAAAACCUACCUGAGCAGUACGAGAGCAUCAUGGAGGAAUGUGGCCAUGGACGCUUCCAGUGGAUGCUGUUCGUUGUACUGGGCCUGGCACUAAUGGCCGAUGGCGUGGAUGGCUUUGUGGUGGGGUUUGUCCUGCCUAGUGCUGAGAAGGACAUGUGCAUAUCCAAUGCUGACAAAGGAUUGCUAGGUCUUCUGGUCUAUGUGGCUAUGAUGGUGGGAGCGUUAGUGUGGGGGGGUCUGUGUGACAAGAUGGGGAGGAGGAAGUGUUUGAUCUACGUCCUGGCCAUCGACCUGGUUUUCUCCUUCUUGUCCUGCUUCGCUCAGAGCUAUGGUUUCUUCCUCUUCUUCAGGUUCUGCUCUGGCUUCGGCAUUGGCGGCUCCAUUCCCAUAGUGUACACCUAUUUCACUGAGUUCCUGCAGAUGGAUAAACGUGGUGAACAUCUGAGUUGGCUCUGCAUGUUUUGGAUGCUCGGAGGCUUGUAUGCAUCCUUCACUGCCUGGGGGAUCAUCCCUCACUAUGGUUGGGGCUUUGCCAUCGGCUCAGAGUUCCAGAUGCAUAGUUGGAGGUUGUUUAUCCUGGUAUGUCUCUUCCCUGCCCUCGCUGCACUUGUCGGAGUCGUCUUCAUGCCCGAGAGUCCUCGAUUCCUCUUGGAGAAUGCCCGACAUGACGAGGCAUGGAUGAUCCUGCGUCAAGUUCAUGAUACCAACUGGAAAGCCAAAGGGGAGCCUGAGAGAGUGUUCACUGUGACCAACAUAAAGACCCCACAGACUCAGGAGGAUGAGUUCAUAGAGAUCCAGAGUGAUACCGGUACUGCCUUCCAGCGCUGGACGGUCAGACACAUGACCAUGUUACAGCAGGUGAUGGCUAAUAUCAUGUCUCUGUCAGCUCCUGAGCUCAGACUGCAAGGCCUCUUCCUGGUUAUCGUCUGGUUCUGCUUGGCCUUCAGCUACCACGGUUUGGGAGUGUGGUUCCCAGACAUGAUAAAGUACAUGCAGUAUGAGGAGUACGAGUCCAAGGUACGAGUAUUCCAUCGAGAACGGGUGGAACGCUUUCACUUCAACUUCUCACUGAUCAACCAGAUCCAUCGUGAAGGAGAGUACAUCCACGACAAGUUUGCAAAUAUUGAAAUUAAGUCUGUGAAGUUUGAGGAUUCCCUGUUUGAGAACUGCUACUUUGAGGAUGUCAAAUCAACGAACACCUUCUUUGAGAACUGCACCAUCAAAAACACUGUCUUCUAUAACACAGAUCUCUGGCAGGAAAAGUUUAAAGACUGUCGAAUGGAGAACACCACGUUCCUCCAUCCAAAGAAAGGCUGCCAUCUGAACUUUCAGGAGGAGAACGACAUCGUAAUCUACCUGGUCAGCUUCCUGGGCAGUUUAGCUGUGUUGCCUGGCAACAUCAUCUCUGCGCUGUUCAUGGAUAAGAUAGGAAGGAUCAGAAUAAUAGGUGGAUCGAUGUUGGCGUCGUCAGCCUGCACUUUCCUGUUGCUGCUGAGUUUCAGUCAAGGAGCUGUUAUAUGUUGGCAGUGUCUAUUCUAUGGUGCCAGUGUGGCGGCCUGGAAUGGACUAGAGGUCAUUUCUGUGGAACUUUACCCCUCCUCUAAAAGAGGGACAGCGUUCGGAAUCCUGAACGGGAUCUGUAAAUUCGCAGCCAUUGUCGCCAGCUUCAUCUUUGCCGCUUUCAUCGGCAUCACUAAAAUUAUCCCCAUCUUCCUGGCCUUCUCCGCCCUCGUCUGCGGAGGCUUCGUGGCUCUCAAGCUGCCCGAAACCCGGGAGAAAAUCCUCUCUUGAAAAGCCAAACUGGUGCAGCCUUUGGGCCCAGAAACACAGUUAAAGCUAUUGGGGAUUUGUUUGGAAAAGUCACAGGUUAAAUUCAGAUGGAGACAUGAGGAAGAAAGGCCAUGCUGCGCUAGCUGUGUGUUUGAGUUUGUCAUGGUUGAUUAAAAUGUUGAAAACCUGUUUGGUUGCCUACAUGAACCUUUGGUUGCUUUCCAUUCCCUCUGUGAGCUCCUCAGGCUGUCUUCUGUUACUGUCAUGUCAAAAAAAAAAAAAUAGUGUUUGUCAUCUCCCUUCUUAAAAUGUACUACUCAUCCUCUGUGCAUACACAUACACACACUGUAGUGAAAUUAGUUUGUUUUAAGUUUGUUUAAAAGCAAGAUUAAUAAGAGAUGAAAAUGUAUCGGUGCUUGGAAGGUGAUAUAGUUCAUGUUACCAUGUUGUGCUUCAAUUUCAUUCCCUGUUGGAGAGAAGAAGGAGAAGAAGAAGAAGAAGAAGAAGAAGAAGAGAGGGGUCUUAUAGUAAUAAUAACUUGAAUUGGAUUUGAAUCCUGUAGUAAUCACUGCUGAAGCUCAGCAGCAAUAUUACCACCUGUGUUGUUAUUUAGAGAAAACACCUCUUUCAUUCACCCAGUUUUUGUUUAUUCUCCUCUGUCGAAUUAGACGAAUCAGUUCUUUCUAGUUGUUUUCUCUCGGAAUAAACCAGGAUGGACCAUUUUAUUAAAUAUGGGAUCUCCAUCAAAUCCCCUCCUGUUCAUUUCUUCCUGCUGAUCCAACCUGAACAGCCCGGAUUCUCCUCCUGUUUGUCGUCUUGUCCUCCGUUCUGAGCCGUUGUGUCCAUCUUUAAUUGUAGAACUGUGUUUUGUAAGUCAUGAUAAUGUAGAAUCAGAGUCUUAUCUGUCAAAUCUUGCCAUGAUGUAAUGUAAGGAACUGUUUGAUUUGUUUAUUUAUUUUUUCUUAAGAAAAAAAAAGAGUGAAUAAUACAGAACUGUGAGAUUGGAUGUUUUGAUAUUAUGCUCUUAUUUUGACGUUCUGAUGAAGAACAGUUUUACAGAACCUGCUGAAUUUCUGUCAACUUGUGUUGAGAUUUCUAAGGAGUGUGUUACUUUUUUUGGCAUGACUGAGCUGUAUGUUUGUAUGUAUGCGUGUGCGGUUAUCAUCCAUAUGUCUCUGAGGUUACUGAAAAGCAGUAGUCUGACCACAAAUACUAUUGUUGUUGUACAGACUGUAGGCCUGUGUAUAUUAGUUGUAAAAUAGUAGCUCCAUCAUGACUUGAAUAAAGAUGAGAUCGUAUGAUCCAAGGUCCUGGAUACAAAUAGAUAUAAAAUGUGAAAUAAAGAUGUGAAACAGUGUGUA